UGCUUGAAUUAGCGUAGUAGUCUAUAUACAAAUACUAUUUAGAAGUGGCCAACAUCUCUUAGUUCCAGGAACAAUGUCUCUACAUUUUUACUUCACUAUCGUUUCAUAAGCAAAUAUGAAGUUUACCAAACCGAUUGUUUUCUCAGCUUUAUUGUCAUGUUGUGCUACAGCAUUCAUCAAUAGUACUACCUAUGGGAUACUUGAAGAGGAUACACAAUCCUAUGAAUUUGAAGGAAUGACAUAUAGUACAAUUGAUAUAACUUCCUAUGAUAAUGACACCAUUGUUUAUUCUUUUGCGGGCCGUGAAAUAAUUACAUUAGAUUAUAACAAUGAGAAAGCUCUUCUAAGCUCACCCUUUUGGAAAGAGGUUGUAAAGAAAAAGGAUCCAGAUAUUGCAAAUAAAUAUUACAUUUACUUGAAAAAGGAACAAGUUAUCCUUGCAUUUGCAGAUUCUGAACGUUUACCAGAUAAAGAAAAGAGAUUUCCAAGUAGAGGAAAUAAAGAAAGAAAAGUUGACUUAGUUGCUAUUAACACCGGUGCCCCCCACAAACUUAAAGCCAAGAGAAUUCCUAUUAGUCCAUGUGUUUCUUCGAAACAAUCUAGUUCUGGAGCUUCAUUUACCCAAUCUCAUAAUUGGUCCAAAUCACUCAGUCUUAGUUUUGGAAUCUCAGGUCAAGCCAAGAGUGAUUAUCUUUUUGUUUUUAACUUAUCAGCUGGUAUUCGGGGAGCAAUUUCUUUAUCUAGUACUGGAAGUAUAACCUGUACGGCUGGACCUGGAAAGACAGUUCAAGUAUUUGGUUCAAUUGGAUAUGUGACUUUCCCAAAUAUUGUUCAAAAAGAAGUAAGAUACGCUCACAAAUCACUUAACUUAAAAGAUGGAACUUGGAAGAAAAUUAAAGAUACUAAACCAACACUUGCCAAUUUUGGAGCUAUUUUAUUCGAUUUAGAAAAUCCACCUAGUUAUUCAUGUGUUGAUGAUCCUAAAUUGUUAAGAUGCGGUAGAGGUGAAUAUGUUAAUCAAAUGAAUGAUGAUCCAACAACUCCUUUAGAAAAAUUUCCAAACCAACUAGAAUAUUACUAGUAAUUCUUUUACUUUCUUUAUAUUUUGAUCAGUUUUAUUUUGUAUCAGAUGGGUA
This is a messenger RNA of Scheffersomyces amazonensis, 1136 nucleotides long. RefSeq lists its product as uncharacterized. The transcript has a single exon. The record is from RefSeq and is a predicted model, not a curated record. The coding region runs from base 116 to 1081 and encodes 321 amino acids. NCBI's taxonomy places the organism in Eukaryota, Fungi, Ascomycota, Pichiomycetes, Serinales, Debaryomycetaceae.